UUUCAAAAAAUAAUAAUUUUGACCACCUUCUUGAAUAAACAAUGAUUGGGCCUUGGUAUUAAAACAAACCUUGACACAACAGUUGCGGGCCCAAAUUAGACUUGGCCCUGGGUAAAUGGGUGAGCCCGAAUCUUCUGAAUACAAAGAUUGUGCUCUCUGAACAAAACGAGGUUGAGGACUCCAACUACUCGAUCUGGCUGACCGAGGUUCGUCGAGUGCGGUCGCGGCGGUCUGUGGUGACGGUGCGGCGUUUUGAAGGCGGGAAUCCGGCUGAGAUUGAUGGAGCUGCCUUCUGAUGAGCGACGCCGAGGCAGUAUGGAGGUUAGAGCAGCUGCGAUCUGAUCUGAGGCUCGACGGCGCCGGACGGUGAUUCUCGUCGGCGACUGCGCGGCGGUACUCCGGUGAUGGACUACGGUCUGAAUCGAUCUUCGGAGCUGAGUUCGUCGCCACUUCCUGCUUAGAGACAAAUCUGAAAUUUCAGAAGACAAUGAAAUUCCAAACUAAUCAGGUCUGUUGGCACAACACAAGUCAUGGACUCUGAGAGAGCUUCCACUCAUCACCAUGGAAGGAAUGCUUGAAAAUUAAACAAGCACAACCCUCUAGCUACAUUUCUGCAUUCCAAGGAAGAAGUCAUGUCAGUUACAAUUGUCAGCAGCUUGAUCUUCGCAAACAAGAGGAAGGCAAUGCAACUCUUCCCAAAAAGAUUGACGAUAGUCUGGAAUGAGUGGGAGCUCCGGGUUAUGGUACUAAUCAGCCUUUGCCUCCAAGUAGUCCUCAUUCUGAUUGGCAACUGGAGAAAACAUUCAACCAGUAACAAACUCAGAAUUGUUUUGUGGCUCGCUUACUUGUCGGCGGACUCAGUUGCAUCGGUUUCACUUGGCAUACUCUGCAACAGCGAAGAAGACCCUGAAGGUGAUUCUCAACACCCAAACAGCUUUAUAAUAACAGCAUUUUGGGCACCCUUUCUUCUGUUGCAUCUUGGUGGCCCAGAUACUAUUACUGCUUACUCAUUAGAAGACAAUGAGUUGUGGCUGAGGCACUUGCUUGGGCUAGUUGUCCAGGUGUCUGUAGCUGUUUAUGUCUUCCUCAGAGCAUGGUCUAGUAAAAUGUUGAAUUUUUUGGCAAUACCAAUCUUCAUAGUUGGUGUUAUAAAGUUUGGGGAGAGGACUUGGGUUCUAAGAUCUGCGAGCAGUGAGCAUUUUAGAGAUUCUAUGCUCCAGGAUCCUGACCCAGGUCCCAAUUAUGCUAGAUACAUGGAAGAAUACAGUUCAAAGAGAUCUGAGGGCUUCAGGGUUGAACUAGGGACAUUCGUUGAAGCUCCCCUAGUUGGUAAUCACUUGGAUCCUGCUGCAGCCAUCGACAGUAAUCAAAAUGCUUCAAGUUUAAGCAGAGCCUACAAGUUCUCAGAAACUUUUAAACGGCUAUGUGCUGAUCUCAUACUCAGCUUCCAUGACAUAGUAAAUAGCCAAUCCUUCUUCCAAACUAGAAGCUCUGAGGAAGCUUUUGAAGUUAUUGAGUUUGAGCUGGGUUUCUUAUAUGAUGUGUUUUAUACUAAAGCAGUCCUGGUUUACUCUGGUCUUGGUAGAAUUCUUCGCUGCAUCACUCUCAUUUUAACAGUUGUUGUAUUUGUAGCCUUCCUUCUUGAAAAGAAGCAAGCAUUCAAGGGAGUGGAUGUAAUAAUCACCUAUAUAUUGUUGGGAGGAGCUAUCAUCCUAGAAAUGUAUUCUGUAGUCCUACUGCUUUCCUCAGACUGGACAAGGCUAUGGCUCAGUAGGCACCACAAUGUGGCAGUGAGUCUCUUGUACAGACUCGUUUCGUCAAUCCCAUUGGUUAAGAACAAGAGCUGGUCUAAUACAAUAGCACAAUACAAUCUAAUAACAUUUUGUCUUAAAGCUAGGCCAGCAAAUUGUACUUUUCUCAAGAAGGAUUUCUUCCUGAAUCGGUUGUUAGAGAGGUACAGGUACAGAGACUUGAAGGGUGUUUCCAAAGAGUUGAAGAAUAUGAUAUUUGAGCAGCUACAACAGAAAUCAAGAAGUGCUUCCAAUUUCGUGGCUUGCAAACAAUUGUGUGCUCGAAGAGGUGACUGGGUGCUUGAAAACGAAGGUUGUCUUGACAAACUUGGCUGGAGCAUUGAUGAAGUUGAGUUUGACCAAAGCAUCCUUCUCUGGCAUAUUGCAACAGAUAUCUGUUAUCAUUUUGAUCUAAACAGAAACUUAAACCCUGAUAGUAACACAAACUGUGAAGCCAGCAAGCUGUUAUCCAACUACAUGUUGUAUCUUCUAGUGAUGUGCCCCUUCAUGCUACCCAACGGGAUUGGAUUGAUAAGGUUUAGGGACACUUGUGCUGAGGCUGAAGAAUUUUUCAAAGAAAAAAAGAUAAUGAAAUCAGAGACAAAGGAAGCUUGCACAAAGCUUUAUAACGUGUGUACAGACAUCCUUCCAUCCAAAGUGAAGGGAGACAGAAGCAAGUCGGUUCUGUUUGAUGCAUGCCGGCUUGCUAAAGCUUUGCAGUCACUUAAAACAGAGGAAAAUUGGUAUAAUCAGAAGUGGGAGUUGAUGAGUCAAGUUUGGGUGGAAAUGCUCUCUUACGCGGCCAAUCAGUGUCGAUGGGGUGAUCAUGCUCAGCAGCUCAGGCGAGGAGGAGAACUUCUUACUCAUGUCUGGCUUCUUAUGGCACAUCUUGGUUUAACUGAACAGUUCCAAAUUUCUGAGGGCCAUGUUAGGGCAAAAUUGGUUGUGGAGUAAACAACUAUGCUAUACUAACUAGUACUACUUGCAUUGAACUUUUGAAAUCCUGUGUAAGAAAUAAAAAUAGCUUGGUGUGUGGUAUUAUCUCU
Molecule: messenger RNA, 2836 nt
Organism: Fragaria vesca subsp. vesca
Lineage: Eukaryota; Viridiplantae; Streptophyta; Magnoliopsida; Rosales; Rosaceae
Exons: 3
Coding region: 633-2744 (703 amino acids)
Source: RefSeq, a predicted model, not a curated record